Molecule: messenger RNA, 7270 nt
Organism: Clupea harengus (Atlantic herring)
Lineage: Eukaryota; Metazoa; Chordata; Actinopteri; Clupeiformes; Clupeidae
Gene: cecr2
Product: CECR2 histone acetyl-lysine reader
Biological process (GO): single fertilization; chromatin remodeling
Cellular component (GO): CERF complex
Molecular function (GO): protein binding
Source: RefSeq, a predicted model, not a curated record
UCUCAUUGUGAGGACGGUGAAAACAGAUUAGCUUGCUACCCUCCCAGGGUUGCAAUGGCAUCAGUAAUCCCGCUGCCUCGGCUUGUCUUGUUUAAAGUUCACCAAACGUUAUAGCAAACGAAGUGGCUGUAGUGUGUAUUUUUGAUGACGCCUUACUAAUGUGAGACACGUAGGUUACACCAUUUAAAAAAUGUCCCAGGGAUGUACAAUAUCUGUGGAAGAGAUCCAGUCCUGGUGGGAAGUACCCGCCAUAGCCCAUUUCUGCUCGCUGUUUAGGACAGCAUUCAACUUGCCAGACUUUGAAAUUGAGGAGUUGGAGCAGGCUGUGCUGAAGCAGGAUGCAGACUUCUUGGCAGAUCUUAUUUGUUGUCUUCUGCAGGGAUGUUACCAGCGCAGAGACAUCACGCCUCAAGGCUUCAGGAGUUACCUGGAGGACAUCAUCAGCUACCGGUGGGAGCUGGAGGAGGGUAAACCCAACCCUCUGGGGGAGGGUCCCUUUGAGCAGCUGCCUCCCCGCAUACAGGUGGAGCUGCUGCAUAGACUGUGUGAUUAUCGUUUGGAUGCUGCUGAUGUCUUUGAUCUUCUCAAGGGCCUGGAUGCAGACAGUCUGCGUGUGGAGCCCCUUGGAGAGGAUGGGAGCGGGGCUAUGUACUGGUACUUCUAUGGCACUCGCAUGUAUAAGGAGGAACCAGUCAUCAAAGCAGUAGAAGCACGGGAAACUGUGGUAGUGAAGGAAGAACCUGAGAAAAGGAAGAGGGGAAGGCCACCAAAAAAGAAGAAUCUUGAGGAGAAACUACUGAGUGCGACCGAUGACAUGAUGGUGGGUGAAAGUGAGGCUCUACACGCUUCUUCAGCCCCUGGUUCAGAACGUCAGCGUGGAGCCUGGUCUCUGGUUUGCGACACAGAAGAACAGUGGGUCAAACUUGCUGAAGGCAUCAAACACAGGCAAUCAUCUCAAGAUCGGCAGCUAUACCGCAUCAUCACCCAGAACUUCAUCCCAGAGAUUGGCAGUAUGAUGGAGCAUAAAGAGAAGGAGCAGAAACAGAAGUUCAUGGGCAGCUACCAUAAACACUCUGAGAAAUAUGUUAACAAGGAGGAGACGCUGAAGGCAAGGUCUGAAGUGAAACAGCAGAAAGAGGAGGAGGAGGCCGGCAGGCAGCUGCUGAUGGAUAGGCUGGUGCAAGAGCAACGUCAGCAAGAGGAGCUGGAGAGGGAGAAAGCCGUGGCGGAGCGUGCCCGCCGCAGGAAGCUGCGGGAGGAGAAGGCCUGGCUGCUGUCUCAAGGGAAGCCCCUGCCUCCUGAACUGCUGAACCUGGAGCCACACUCACCCAUCCAUCACAGUCACCACGCCAAAGAGUUCUAUGAAAUGGAUGAUGAUUAUAUGGCACUGUACAAAGUGUUGGAGGUGCUUAAAGCUCAUAAAGAUGCUUGGCCAUUCCUGGAACCUGUUGAUGAGUCCUAUGCUCCAAACUAUAAUGAGGUUAUCCAGAUGCCAAUGGACUUGUCCAAAAUUGAGAGGAAGUUGAAUGAUGGAGUGUAUGUACUCAAGGAUGAGUUUGUGAAAGAUGUGAAGCUCAUGUUUGAGAACUGCCUCGAAUACAAUGGAGAGGAUAGUGAAUAUACGAUCAUGGCUGAGUCUCUGGACCGCUGUUUCAUUCGAGCACUGCAGAAGCACUUGCCUUCUGAGGAUUGUGAUACAGAUGAGGAGUUUCAUGUGAGCAGUGACGACCGAGAUCGGAAGGAGCGCAAGCGAGGCAAGGGCCAGCGGCAGGCGGGCCCCGACAGCCUGAUAAGAGCCACAGAACUGGUCCAGCGACGCAAAGCAUUCCCCAGUGGCAAGAACAGCACAACUGGUAAUGAGAACAAAUUCAAAAUGGAAGCGCUGCCGCCACCAACAAGUGAUGUUCAACCUAAUCUUUACCUUCCAACCAGACAUCAGCUCCAUCAUCCAGCGGAUCCCUCUGGGCCUCGCAUGUUACCUCAGCAGAUGAUGGUCCUGGGGCAAAACCCAUUGAUGCCUAUGGCUCAGGACUCCCGUUCACAGCGCAUGCCACACAAUUAUAACAUGCAGGCUACUUAUGGACAGGGUCACUAUACAGGCCCAAGGUACCCAAUGACUGAGACUCGACCAUUUCCACCGCAGCACCAGAGGCAGCAUGCCUAUAUGGGCCCCAUGCAUGGCCCAUCUUUGGGUCCCAGACCAGUGGCCCUACAGUCUGGAGGCCUGUGUGCCCCCCCAUCAGAGGGCAGCAUGUACCCAUCUCAGCAGCUUCCUGAUGGUGGCCAGAUAUUCUACCGAGGUACCAACAGAUAUCCAGGACCAGAUGUUCCCCCUCAACAUAGUUCCUGUCCACCCGGUCAGCCACCUAACAUGUGGUCAGGGAUGAACAAUCAUGUACAGCACAGACAGAUGGGUCCCAUGAUGGUAGAUCAAAAUAGGAAUCCCAGACACCCAUUUAACCUGGGUGUGGUUCAUCCCUUACCGCCAAAGUCUUGGGCAGAGCAACCAGUGGACUGCACUCCACACAAUGAUCCCAACAAGAUGCCAGCUGUUGUUGGCUCCCUUCCUCAUAUCUCUCAGCGGCCAAUGAUGCCUCAAAACUCUAAGCCUCAUCUGUCUUCAAUGCUUGAGAGUCCAGAGAUGCUGGCCUUGCAGCAGUUGUCUGCUUCUUCCCGAGCUUGUGCUGACCGACCCAUCGGCACAUUUCCGGUGCAUCCUCACGGCAGUGGUCCACUGUAUUCUUCUCAGAAGGCCCCACCAGAGGUCCAGCCUCUCUGUCCUGCCACAGACAGCCACAGUAUCCACAGCAAUCAAAUGGGUUUUACACCAUCAAAAAUGUCAAGCAUCCCAUCCGCCACAAGAUUCCCAUCAGCUAAGCAGGAGUCAGCAACUCUUUCCAAAUCUUUGGAGUGCUCCAGCUUAAGGAGUCCACUGAAAACUGAAUCUGGUGGAUCUUAUGAGAAACCUUGUGGCCCAGGCUCAGUCUCAGAGGAAGGGAGUCGUGCUCCUGAUGGUGAUGUGGGCAAACAGGAGAGAAACCAAUGUGUCCAACAAGCUCAUAAUCAGCAAGUGUCUCAGACUUCUUCCCAACAGACGGUUCUGGAUGAACCUAGUAAAAUUCCCCAAACUCAUCUGCAACAGAACUCCCAGAAUGCAACUCAUCCUAACCCAACCAUACAGAUUUCUUCAAAUGGUCCUCAGAAUGCACCUCCGACUACAUCACAACAGAUAUCACUGAACGUCUCCUCACAGUCACCCCCAAACAUUUCUUCACAUACUCCGCAGAAUUUCUCUCAACACCCCUCCCAGAAAGGACAGCAAGUUUCCCAGGCCCCCCCUCAACAAGUCCUCAAAAGUGCUGUGACGGAAUCCCAGAAAAUGUCUUUGGUUGAGACACAGAAUUCCCCAUUGGAGAGCUUUCAAAAGAGACCUCAUUACCCUCCCCACAGUCCCUCUCAAGUCACCCAGAAUUCUGCACAAAAUGUCCCGAGUGGCGUCCAAGCCCACCUACAGGACAAACAGAGCAAUCUAAGAUCUGAGCAGCCAGGUACUCUAAAGAUGGCUCCGUUCACUUCCACUGGGCCCCAGAUGACACGCACAGAUCAUCACACACACAGUGAGCCCCCAAAGCAGAGAGUCUCGGGUGGUGGGUUGGAAUCCCAAGACAACAAUAACUCGAACAUGAUGAGGUCCGCGCCCCCCAAUGGGCAUCUUAAGCAAAGUGUCAGUGCAGAAUCACACUCAUUACGAGUGGAAGGCCUUCAGGUGGCAGGUGCUACUCAUAGCCAAGUCAUGCCUCCCUCUCACCAUGGCACCAAUGACCCCACAGCCCAUUACAACCACAGCGGCCAGACAAAUCCACUCUACAUGCAGCACAUGGGCAAAUCUUUGCAAUCUCCAAAUGGCCAACAUCUAAGUCAGAACGUACCUCAAAAUAUGAAUAUGCACCCCAUGGCUGCUCGUUACCCCCCGUAUCGGCAUCACGUUCCGUACUCGUAUCACAUGAUGGGUAAGCCUCCCGAGGGACACCCUAAUGUAUUUCCACAGUAUCAGCAACAUCACUACUAUCCCCAGCAGCAAGGCAACAGGAGUGGCUUUCUGACUGAGGAGUGGCACAGGGCCCAGUACACCGGCCCUGGUAAUGCAUACCCCCCUCAAGCCAAUGGAAAUGGCCGUCUCAAAGAGAGCAGCAUUUCUCCUAUGAGCUCAGAUGGCACAGGUGGCAACUUGAUUUCCCCAAACCCUCUUUCCAACAGGUCUCACAGUGGUCCUGUAGAGGCUAAGGAGGCAAUCAGUUCAGUAAAGCCUGCUCAGCUUGAAGAACAUGUUGAUCGAGCCGAGAGCCCAAAAGAGAUUUUGGAUUUGGACAGCCAUAGACUUGCAGGACAGAGCCGUCCCGCUUACCCACAGCACUCGGCCAACCGCACAUACGAUCCUCAGACGGCGCACGGUGGGAUGCAGCACGAUGGGGGGGCCCAUCCACUCCACAUGAUGACCAGAGUCUCGUAUCCCCCGCAGCACUACGCCAGAGGACACUACAGCCCCCAACAACCAAACUCUCAUCUCAUGGAGGCCUUGCAGCGUCCCCAGCAGCUCCCCUUCCCCCCUGGCCACACACACAUGGCGCUGAGACGCCCCCCGCCAGGGCCUCACUACCAUGGGAGGAUGCCCCCACAGAGUGGCCUGCCACCUGAACAUUACUUUCAUCCCAGGUAAAGGAAGAGUCAAGCAAAAUUGAAUACCUUCAAUCAAUUCUUCAGACUAGCUAUAAACACAUCAGUUUCUGUAUUGUGAUUGUGAAACCAUUUUACUAAUCGAAAAUGUGAGUUUUUCUUAUCAUGAAGUGAAUGCAGCUCAGCCUUUUCAUGUGCAGAAGCUGUUGAGUGUUUGGAGGUGCUUUUUGUUCUAGUCACAGAAGGGCUUUUGAGGGGCAGGUGGCAGAGCGGUGCCAUUAAAAGAUCUUUUAAUAUUUCUCAUGUGGUCGAGCCCCUAGCCUUCACUAUUUUAUCACUUUUAACUGGAAAUGGUUGAUCAUUUACCGGCAAAUACUGAAUGCUUAUGGGAAAUUGCAUACAUAUAUUUUAAAAAGUUCCUAUCAGUAGUAAACUCAGGUGUAACAAAUUAAUGAAAAGUGGAAAGGGUAUUCCAAACUUGCAUUGGAUCAUCUUUCUCUGGAACCCUGUGAGUGUGCAGGGCAUGUGGUUGCCUUCUUUUUUUGAAUGUAUUUAUGAAUGACUAGAUGUAAAUUAAUGCCACCAGGGGCUUUUGUGGAAGGAGGGAAAACACAACUUCUGUUUAACAGGAAACUUUGUAUUUUCUGUUUAGUCUUUAGGCUUUCUUGCUAUGCAUUGCUAAUUGCUGCCUUCAUUUCAACUUAGUUUCAUUUUAUAAUUCUACAGAUUCAUGUUCCAUUAAUGGAAAAAGGUUUUACUUCCUGGGGAGUUGAUUCUACUCGGUAGCGUUUAAGUUAAUGGUGAUCCAUAUGUAAAUAAUAAAGCAAUAUAGAAUCUUUCCUGAAAAUGUACGUGAUAUCACACCUUACGCCUAUUGUCGGUUUACUUACCCAGUCAAUGUUUUCAGAUAGACAAAAGGAGUAGACUCUGCAUUGACCUGCAUUUCUUGCCAGGUUAGUUUUAAUAAUGUCAUCACAGUGAUCUGGCUAGUUUAAGUCAUUGUUAAUAGUUUAACAAUCUACUGUUUAUAUAUUCUGGAUUGCUUUUCACUAAAGCCCUUUCAAAUGUGAAUAGUAUGUUUUGGGAAUACUGAUGAAAGAGUUGCAUCUCAUGUGUGAAAUGACUGUUUGUACUAACGAUAGUGUGAUUGUGUUACUAAUUACUGUUGUAACUUACUUUUUCUCAAUUCAGUGUACUGAUGAUGUCCUCAGGGUGUAGUUUUGAAUACGGGUAUUUUUCGAACAUUACAAAACAACCAACAGACGACUGAAACUGUGAUUACUAUGGUAACCUCACCUUAUGAGCCUGUGAAAGAAUACUUUUAUUCAGGUUUGCAUUGGAACAUUUGGAACAAAAUCAUGCCUGCUGUGGUACAUUUCGAAAAAUGUUGAACCUCUUAGUCUGUUUGCUUUUCACUAUUCCUUGGUUAGUGUAUGCGUUAUUAGAGCUGUUGUGCUUGACCUAUUGUGACUUGUGAUGCUUCUCCUUGCCUGUUUGCCCAUUUGCACCCCACCCCCACCCCUACGUGCACACAUGGACAGCAUGAGCCUCACAACUAACAAAUCUACCUCACACAUCCAAACCACACUACAUGUUCUUCCCCACUGCACAGACAUAUUUGUGUCGUGGCCAAUUUUGAGUGGUACCUUACACUAAAUCAGAUUUUACACGGCCCUGUGGUUUUGCAUUGGCAUACCAGUGCCAGGUUUGGCUAAAGUCAUCUUAUUGGCCACUUUCAAUAAAAUGGAAUUGAUCUCACCCCUAUUGCACCAUUUACAUAGAGGGGGGAAAUGUACUGGUGGUUGUUUCCCAAAUAUAGGGUGAAAGGUUGUGAAGUUUUUUUUAUUUUUAUUUUUUUCCCCCCUUUGUUUUGUUUUUCACUGAAUAAAAGGAGAGAGUCAUUUUGAUAAGUACAAUUUUGCUUCCCCAGUUAAUUUUAGCUGCCACACAAAGCAGAUGUCCAUUGUUGUGGAGAAAGAGUUCUUGAUUCUCCCUGACUGUUUCAAAUUGUAGUAUGUAGCGCACAUUGAUUGCUUUUAAUAUUUUUUUUUUUUGUUUGUUUUUUAGACAAGGAAAGAUGGUAGAAAUUUGGGAAUGUAAACAAUGUUGUUUCCCUUUUAUUGCUUUAGGUACAACAUGCUUGAGAAUACUGUGUUCAUCUCUACUGUUAUGAAACACUGUUUAUAUUGCUGUUCUGUUUGAGGUUGUGAUAGCUUCUUUACAGUGUUUUAGUUGUGCUUUUAUGUUUGCCACACUAGAAAUGGUCUAGUGUGUGUGUGAGACCAUAUCAGUCUGAUUUCUCUACUGCAAUAGUAAAAAAAAACUAGAUUUUUAAUGUGAAACAUAUUUAUUUUCUCUUGUACAUUUGACUUUUAUAUAUAAAUGUAUCAGGUUUUACCUGUUAACAUCAAAUUUUACUUUUGUAGAGCAAAGUCAAAGUGCAUCUAAAGAAGCCUGUUUUUUCCUUCAUUUUACUGUGAAGUUUACAAGUUCUUAGUUGACUUACAGAUUAUUUUGUAAAUCAGACGAGUAUUUUCUGUUAUGUAGUUCUGUACUUUUUUUGUUUUUUUAGAAUAAAUAAAUAACCUUUCCUUAA